GAGCGAUCAGCUGCAGAAUGAGCUAGAAGAGCGAGCGGUGUCGGAGAUGUUAUAACUGCUCCUGGAAACGCGUCAAAGGGAUUUGGAGGCUGUUUACCACCAAACGCGAUCUUAUAAAGACGGGAUGUGCUGGUCGUGGCCGCUCGUGUCAGUGCUGGUGCUGUGCUCGCUCCUGUCUGUCGGGACAGUGAGGACGGCGCCCUGUCAGACCUGCCGCAGACUCACUGACCGAUUCAUCAAGGGUUUGGAGCGAACAGCCAAUAAGAACUUUGGAGGAGGGAACACAGCUUGGGAGGAGGAGAAGCUGGCGAAAUAUGCACGCAGUGAAACGCGUCUGUUAGAGAUCGUAGAGGCUGCAUGUGACAAGACUGACUUUGACUGCAACAGGCUGCUGGAGCAGAUAGAGGACCAGGUGGAGACAUGGUGGUUUCACAGACAGCAGGAGGCUCCAGACCUGUUCGACUGGCUGUGCAUCGAGGAGCUCAGACUGUGCUGCCCACCUGGACACUACGGGCCUGAAUGCACAGAGUGUCCGUCAGGUCCUGGAGGAGUGUGUGGAGGUCUGGGCCGCUGUGAAGGUGAAGGCACACGUCUGGGAGAUGGAGACUGUGUUUGUGACCCGGGAUACUCGGGCGUCCUGUGUCAGGACUGUGCCGACGGAUACUACAGAGAAAAGAGCUCCAACCACACACAGCCACCCUGUACAGCUUGCCAUCAUUCCUGUAAAAAGUGCACAAGUCCACAGGACAACAAGUGUCUGGACUGUAAGCCUGGAUGGAUCCUUCACAGCAAUAAGUGUGUUGAUGUGGAUGAAUGCGGCACUGAAUUAGCUCGUUGUCCAUCCAACACAUACUGCUUCAACACGGAUGGCUCUUAUGAAUGCAGAGGUUGUGAUCAGGCGUGUGUGGGCUGUAUGGGAAGUGGACCUGCUCGCUGUAAGAAGUGUGCUCGAGGUUUCAGACUCACUGGAGCAAAGUGUCUAGACAUUGAUGAGUGUUCGGAGAGAGCCAUUGCCUGUCCUGGACUCAAUGAAGCUUGUAUAAAUGAGGAGGGCUCGUUUCGCUGCGAGUGUGCGGAGGGAUUCAUUCGACGGGACAGCAUUUGUGUGGAGAAUCUGCCACCGACGGGGCCAGAGAAGGGCUUGUUUGAUGACAUGACGGAUGACGAGGUGCUCGUGCUCCAGCAGAUGUUCUUCGGUGUGGUGAUCUGCGCUCUCGCUACUCUAGCCGCCAAAGGAGACAUGGUCUUCACGGCCAUCUUCAUCGGAGGAGUGGCUGCCAUGGCAGGAUACUGGCUCUCAGAGAAGGGCGACCGCGUGCUGGACGGCAUCCUUAAAGGACGCUAAUGAACCGGACACUGAGAGACUCCCAACAGGCUGAUGCCACUGAAACGUGAAGCUAUGGGUUUGGCAACACUGCUGUUUAAAGCUCUGUGGAUGAUGAUGAUGAGGCUGAUCGGCUCAUUUAUAACACUGUGCUUCAACAGUUCAGCUGCUGCUGUAUUUAGGAGACUCACACGGUUAGUAAUGGACAUGUUUGGCCAAACCCCAAGAGACACACUGUACACAACCCAUUCAGGCAGAGGUCCUGUACAUACUGGAAUGGACAUAUUGGCAUUUAUGCACAUUUAUACAUGGAUACUGUUCAUUUUUAAAAUUUGUCUCAAUGCAUAAAACAAUUUAGUUUAAAGAUUUCGGAAGUGACUAAAGGAUGCUCCAAAAGUCAUGUUCUCACAUGGCAACAUUCCCAAAUGCAUGAAUGCAGCGCUGUCACAGAAGACGUCUCUCAAACCAGAGCUGUGUAUGAGUGUGAAAGUAGUGUCUUGAAUACAUAUGGCAAAUCAAUUUCAACAGGGUUCCCACACUCUUUGAUCAAUGCAUUUCCAUUAACACUGGAUAAGGGUUUCUUUUUAUAUUAGUCUUUAUAUUAGUUUGGGAGCUCAUUCAGUAGACUAUAGCUAUCUCCCGGCAGUGUCUACCGAGCACAACUAGAAAAUUUAUAUUGGUUAUAGAGAUUUCCAUGAUUCGAUAUCAUGAACAGGAAUACACUGUUAACCACCAUUUUAAAACUAGCUCAUUCUUCCAGGUUUUCUCUGGCUGUGGGAACCCUGUUUUACAUAUGCAACCGGUAGAAUACAGUAAUGAAUGUGAUUCACUGUUUAUCUGAGUGUACUUUACCUGCAGAUUCAACACAUGUGGCCUUCCAGUCAUUUCUUUCACAGAUGUUUUUGGUUUCAGCACAGGUGGCUUUAAUUCAUUGAUCAUAUCAUGUCUGCAUGCUUUACCUUCUGCUUUAGAUGAAGAUGUGUAAAUGUGUCAUCUAUUUAUUUUGUUUGUCAUAUUUAUUAUUUGUCCAAUGUGACUAUGCCCUAUAACGACAGACAGCUGAGAUGUGGGCAUGAUUUUUGCCAGCCUGAAUGAGAAUUACGUUUUGAGUGGUCUUGUCAUCUGUUGUUAGCGUGGAGGACAUUAUGAUUUCAUUAAAAACCCAUUUAAUUGA
Messenger RNA from Cyprinus carpio (common carp), 2498 nucleotides. RefSeq names its product protein disulfide isomerase CRELD1. Gene Ontology annotation, molecular function: calcium ion binding. The record is from RefSeq and is a predicted model, not a curated record. Lineage: Eukaryota; Metazoa; Chordata; Actinopteri; Cypriniformes; Cyprinidae.